Morchella sextelata is the source of this 255-nucleotide messenger RNA. RefSeq lists its product as uncharacterized. The record is from RefSeq and is a predicted model, not a curated record. The coding region runs from base 1 to 255 and encodes 84 amino acids. The transcript has a single exon. Lineage: Eukaryota; Fungi; Ascomycota; Pezizomycetes; Pezizales; Morchellaceae.
AUGGUCAGAGCCCUAUCUCUAUCGAAGGGGUUAAGCGAAUUGGGAGAAACGGAAAUUGAAAACGAAAAUAUUGAUCAAGAGAACCCAUCUAUUCCGGCAAAAGUCUCUGCUAAGAGUAAGAAAGCGAAAUGGACCUGGUUCUAUAGUAAACACAAAAGUCAAAGCAAGGCUAAAUUACACCCCGAAGCUUCCGACAUCGCCUCCACAAGGUCCCGUCCAACACCUCUUCUCAAAUUUUCCAACCACCAGAACUGA